UUUGGAUGCGGCUUCAAUCAGAGACAUUGGGCGAAGGCUUUUUCCUACCUGCAAGCAGCCGGCAUCUCCAUUGAAUUUGCAGGCCUGGACCCUGGAAUAUCAUUAUCGUCAUCUUGUGGUCUGGCAUUCAGGGCAUCCAGCUACCCCCAAAGAAGAAGCCACCUUCCCGGACGCCUGUCUAGCACAGUAGCAACCCCACGAGCCGUCAUCACCAGACAACCGGGCCACUCGCAGCAAAAACAAGCCCGCCAGCCUGGGCUAUCGCAACCUCAACACCAACCUGUGGCUGCUCUGCCAACCCCGCAACGCUCUUGGUCCGAUUGCUCUUGCUGUUGAGUUGCUCGCAGUCAUCAACGUCCCAAGUCCCAACCUUAUCCUGUCAGCCGACCAAGCGACCAAGCGAGUGCUCUGCUAUCGACCGCUAGCCGCAGCCAUAUAACCUCGACCAUCCCUACCGUCUCCCGGCCGCGACGACAACUCAUCAAAACAACUCGCUGCACCCCAGCUACAGCCACAGCAACACCAACCACCACCACUACCACCUGCUGCUGUGUCGGGGCUGAGGCACCCGCCGCCUGACAUCAUGCCGCCCAGCGCAACCGCCUCCGGGGCGGAUGCCUCCAACGGCUCAGCCCGCAACAGAGAACACGCCCAGGGCAACCAGGACCGCAAGUACACAGAGGAGCAGAAGGCGGCAGUACUGCGCAUCCGCCGGUGUAAAGGCACAGAUUUCUACGACAUCCUCGGCAUAGAAGCCGUGCGCAAGACCUGCUCCGAGGCCGACAUCAAGAAGGCCUACCGCAAGCAGUCCCUGCUGACCCACCCGGACAAGAACGGCCACGAGCACGCCGACGAGGCAUUCAAGAUGGUAUCGAGGGCCUUUAGCGUCCUCGGCGACAAGGAGAAGAGGGAGAGGUACGACAAGUUCGGCGGCGACCCGGACAGCAGGUUCAACCAGGCCCAGGCCCAGAACCCCUUCGCCGGGUUCGCGCAGAGGCAAGCCGCCGGGGGGAGGGGCAACAUGGGAGGCGGCAUGUGGGAGGACGAGCUGAGCCCGGAGGAGAUGUUCCAGCGGUUCUUCGGCGGUGGUGGUGGGUUUGGCGGUGGCGCCGGCGGCCCCUUUGGUGGUCCCCAGUUCGUCUUCAACUUUGGCGGGCCAGGCGUCAGGGUACAUCAGUUCGGCGGCGGGCGGCCGCGCCGGCGACCGCGCGAGAACGAGCAGCAGGCGCCCGAGAACAGCCUGUUCAACACGCUCAUGGGCCUCCUCCCGAUCAUCUUCCUGUUCCUGUUCCCGCUGCUGUCGUCGCUGUUCUCGGGCGGCGGCAGCACCCCCGCGGGCCCCGACAUCGUCUUCGACGCGCCCGACGCGCAGCACACCUACGAGCGCAUAACGCCCAAGCUCAAGGUCAAGUACUACGUCAACCCGGUGGAGAUCAAGGCCUACACCAAGUCCCAGAUGACGCGCAUGGACAGCAACGCCGAGGUGGUCCUGGUGCGGCACCUCCAGCACGAGUGCGAGAACGAGAUGCUGCACAAGCAGAGGUUGUACGAUGAGGCCCAGGGCUGGUUCGUGCAGGACCCGGAGAAGAUGGGCAUCGCCGAGAGGUUCCCCCAGCCGAGCUGCGCGAGGCUCAACAAGAUGGGCAUCAGGACGACGAGGUGACCUUGACUUUCCCCCCUUUCCCCCUUUUCUUCCCUCACUUUUCUUCUUCCCUAGCCAUAAAAAAUAUUGGAAUCAUGGGGGAGGGGCUGCGUGUACAGGAUAUGACGAAUAGACAAGGGGUGGAUUGUGGUUGCAUUUUUUUGGACUACGAGCCCUCCGACUGAUAAUGAUUCCUAUUUCUUGUAUUCUUGGACUGUUCUGGUCUCGUGCUGGCGUUGGGAGGGAGAGCAUCAUUCACAUAGCGGCUUGCUGGAGGCAGGGCAUUGGGUCCGACGUGUUUGCUGCCGUGCGCGCCGGCGGGCUACGUUUUCAAUACCAGACAUUAUCCGACCGCUCUAUCCAUUCCUACACAAAGCUGUGCCAGACACAGGAACGUACCCUUUGUCCUCGCGCGCGUCAAUCCCGGGGAGCGGCAACCUUGCCACUGUCGGCCGGCCACUCGCUUCCAAGGCAAGGUUCACUGGCCUUCAUAUGCCAGGUCAGCUGGUGACGGUCUACAGCUUGAUUCAUAAUAGAAGUUAGAGCACAGAAUGCAGUUUCCGGCAUUUCUUA
Messenger RNA from Diaporthe batatas, 2215 nucleotides. RefSeq lists its product as uncharacterized. The coding region runs from base 584 to 1663 and encodes 359 amino acids. Gene Ontology annotation, molecular function: Hsp70 protein binding. Gene Ontology annotation, cellular component: endoplasmic reticulum membrane. The transcript has 3 exons. The record is from RefSeq and is a predicted model, not a curated record. NCBI's taxonomy places the organism in Eukaryota, Fungi, Ascomycota, Sordariomycetes, Diaporthales, Diaporthaceae. Gene Ontology annotation, biological process: cellular response to misfolded protein.